GCGCCGCGGGCUGGGCGCCCCCGCGCUCCCGGAGGGCCGCGGCGCUGAUGCCGGAGGGGCGGCCCCGGGCGUCUCCUCCCCCUUCCGGGCUCGGGCUGGCCGCCGCCGCCGCCGCCGCCGCCGCCUGGGGCGAGCGGGGAGCGCAGCGCCGGCGAUGAGCUAGGGGCGGGCCGGGCCGAGCCGAGCCGAGCCGAGCCGAGCGGCAGGCCCCGCUUCCGCCCUCCGCCCCGGGACCAUGCGGCUCCGCAUCUACAAGCGCAAGGUGCUGCUGCUGCUGGCGCUGCUGGUGGCCGCCUGCGGCCUGGCGCUCUGGGGCAGCCACGGCCGCCAGCGCAAGCCCGAGCCCCCGCGGGACCCCGGCGAGCCGCCCGCGCCCCGCGCCGCCAGCCGGGCCGCCGAGCUCGCCUCCGCCGCCGGCCGCCGGGCCGCCAACGCCUCGGCGCCGCCGCCCAAGGCCGAGCCGGCCAACCGGACGCUGGGCUUCCGCUCGCUCUUCUACCGGCUGAACUUCGACCAGCCCGUGCGCAACCUGGCGCGCUUCCCCCGCCGCCCGGCCGGCGAGCUGGUGCUGGUGGUGCAGGUGCACGAGCGGGCCGAGCACCUGCGGCUGCUGCUGGACUCGCUGCGCCGGGCCCCGGGCGUGGAGGACGCGCUGCUGGUGCUGAGCCACGACCUGUGGUCGGAGGAGCUGAACCGGCUGGCGGCGCAGGUGGAGUUCUGCCAGGUGCUGCAGAUCUUCUUCCCCUUCAGCACCCAGCUCUACCCGCGCGAGUUCCCCGGCCACGACCCCCGCGACUGCCCGCGCGACAUCGACAGGGCGGCGGCGCUGCGCCUGGGCUGCAUCAACGCCGAGUACCCGGACUCCUUCGGCCACUACCGCGAGGCCAAGUUCUCCCAGACCAAGCACCACUGGUGGUGGAAGCUGCACUUCGUGUGGGAGCGGCUGCGGGCGCUGCGGGAGCACCCGGGGCUGGUGCUCUUCCUGGAGGAGGAUCACUACCUGGCCCCCGACUUCUACCACGUCCUCAAGCAGCUUUGGGCGCUGAAGCAGCGGGAGUGCCCGGAGUGCCAGGUCCUCUCCCUGGGCGGCUACAACGUGGUGCGGGGCGGCUUCUCCGGCAAAGCCGACAAGGUGGAGAUGAAGACGUGGAAGUCCACCGAGCACAACAUGGGCAUGGCCUUCAGCAGAGACACGUACCAGCAACUGAUCGAGUGCACGGAUGCCUUCUGCACGUACGACGACUACAACUGGGACUGGACGCUGCAGCAUUUGACUAUCUCUUGUCUUCCAAAGUUCUGGAAAGUGCUAGUUCCCGAAAUCCCCAGGGUUUUUCAUACAGGGGACUGUGGCAUGCACCACAAGAAAUCCUGCAGCCCAGCCACCCAGAGUGCCAAAAUCGACUCGCUCUUAAGCAGCAACCAACAGUUCCUGUUUCCUGAAGCAAUGAGUGUCAGUAAAAGGUACUCCAUGGCCCCUCUCUCCCCUCACGUGAAAAACGGAGGGUGGGGAGAUAUUAGAGACCAUGAACUCUGUAAAAGUUAUCGCAGACUGCAGUGAAAAUCAAACUCUCAAAUAGCCUCUCUUUUGAAUUAUUCCACACUGUCUUAUGGACAAAAGUGUAUUAAAGGGGUUUCGGGAUUGGUUUCUGCUUUAAGAUGAAUAAACAUUCUUGUAAAAGGUG
This is a messenger RNA of Dermochelys coriacea (leatherback sea turtle), 1682 nucleotides long. It is a transcript of the gene MGAT2, whose product is annotated as alpha-1,6-mannosyl-glycoprotein 2-beta-N-acetylglucosaminyltransferase. Lineage: Eukaryota; Metazoa; Chordata; Testudines; Dermochelyidae. The transcript has a single exon. Gene Ontology annotation, cellular component: Golgi membrane; Golgi stack. The record is from RefSeq and is a predicted model, not a curated record. Gene Ontology annotation, biological process: oligosaccharide biosynthetic process; protein N-linked glycosylation. Gene Ontology annotation, molecular function: alpha-1,6-mannosylglycoprotein 2-beta-N-acetylglucosaminyltransferase activity. The coding region runs from base 236 to 1558 and encodes 440 amino acids.